AUAAUUGGGCAUUCUUGUAUAUGUUCGUUGUCACUUCACAAUCACAGGGUUUCAGUAUUUCUCUUGGUAAUGUUAUAAGUGGGGUGUUACAACUCCUGACUUCAUCAUGUUUGAGGAUGUUGUGGCCUACCUGUUGAACAAGUAUCUAGGAAAAUAUGUCCAAAACUUAGACAGUGAAAACUUAAAUGUUGGAAUAUUUAGUGGCACAGUUCAAUUAACUGACUUGCAAUUAAAACCUGAAGCUUUGUAUGAGUUAGAUCUUCCAAUAGAAGUGAAAGGAGGAUGUAUAGGAAAAAUUUCAAUAGACAUUCCGUGGACAGGCCUCUAUUCAGAACCUGUAUUGGUUCAUAUAGAAGAUAUAUUAGUUCUUGCUGGACCUGUUACAAACAAAGACUAUGACCCAGAGAAGCAGAGACUACUCAUGCAAGCAUGGAAGCAGAAACAUCUGGAUGACCUUCAAGAUCCUACACUUGAUGCUAAUUUGGGUAAUGAACCAAGGGGUUUCUUUGAAAACUUGGCUGCCACCAUUAUUAAUAAUGUACAGGUAUCAAUACAAAAUAUUCAUAUUCGCUAUGAAGAUUCAGUUAGUAAUCCUAAUGCAGCAAUUUCUUGUGGAGUUGCCUUGCAGAGCCUAACUGCCAUAACAACAAAUAAUCGAUGGAAACCAACUCAGCUCAACUCCUCAGCAACCAACUUGUUCAAGUUAUUGAAGCUUGAGUCUUUCUCCAUUUAUAUGAAUACAAACUGUAACCCUCAAAACUGGGCCAGAAACCUCCUCAGUAAUAAUAACAACUGGAAGAAUGCCUUAAAGAAAGGACUUGCUACAUUUAGUAUUCAGCAGGAAGAAUUUGAAUUCAUUGUUAAACCCAUUUCUGCCAAAGUGAAAAUGAUAUUCAACAAGUCAAAUGAAGCAAAAAUUCCAAAAUUGUUAGUUGACUUUGUUCUACAAGAUGCUGCUUCUCAGUUGUCUCGUAACCAAUACUUAGGAAUUUUGACCCUAGCUGAAUCAUUUCAAAUGUUGCUCAUCAAUCAGCAGUACUUGAAAUAUCACCCACGAGUUCCUUUAGAGGGCCAUGCUAAACAGUGGUGGAAGUAUGCAUACAAAGCAAUUGUCCAGACAUCCAUAAGACCUUAUUCAUGGAAACAUAUACAGGAACACAGAAAGAAGUACAAAGAAUACAAAGAACAGUACAGAAAAAGACUCUGUUAUCCUGAAGACACAGAACUAGGACUUCAUUUAAAAAAAUUGGAAGACCACUUUGAUGUGUUUAACAUUUUGAUGGCUCGAGAGCAUGCUAAAAUUGAGUUUGCCAAAGAAAACCCUUCAUGUAUUAAGAGGAAAACAAAAGAUACAUAUUGGUGGUCAUGGUUGUCAACUGAUAGUGGUGAAAGAGAGCAGGUAGAAGUACCAAUUGAGAAAGAGAAAACACUGUGGUCUAAAUUAACAACAGAAGAAAAGGAGAGGUUGUAUGAAGCUAUAGGUUAUAAAGAAGACAAAGGGAUACCAGAGGCCUCAGUGCAGUACAUAGCCCAUAAGCUGAACUUUACAUUAGCCAAUUGUACAUUGUCCUUGAUAAACUUUGAGAAGGAAAUUCUUGUUGCAACUUUAACUCAGUGUUUGAUAAGUGUUGAGACUAGACCAGUGGCUAAAGCAUUAAAAAUUUCAGCUCGAACAGAAAGUUUUCUUGUGGAAGGGGCAUCAAUAGAAAAUGACUUGGUUCCCAUCAUGACAGCUGAUAAUAUUUCACUUAGUUCAACUCCAAAUCCAGUUUUUGCAGUGGACUUUGAGGUCAACCCACUACAUGUGAAAGCAGAUUAUGGCUUUGUAGUUAAUGUAGAACCUGUUGAAGUUGUUUAUCAUGAGCAUGCACUUUCUGAAGUCUUCUCCUUCUUCCACGUUCCAUCAGUUUCUACAGAUGAUAUUAUUAAAAUGGCUUCUGAAAAGCUACAUGGCUUAGCCCAGAUAGGUGAAGCAGGACUGGAAUAUGCAAUAAAAAAUCAUAAGACAAUUGAUGUGAAUCUUGACUUGAAGUCACCAUACCUCGUUAUCCCUCAACAUGGAUCAUUACAGAGAGGAGGGAGUGUGCUUGUUUUAGACAUGGGAAGACUGACUGUUAAAAGUGAAUUACAGCAAGACAGACUUUCAAAUGUGGAAGAUACCAAAAUGGAAAUAGAUCAGAGGCUAUAUGAUAUAUUUGAUGUUACAUUUUCAGACAUUCAAGUUUUGUUUACUGAUUCAGGAGAUGAGUGGAGAACAGCAAGACAACUUCCUGAGUCUGAGAUUCAUCUUAUGCCAAAAGUGAAUAUAAUGGCAUUAUUCUCAAACAGCAUUGAGCCUAGUUAUAGAUUGUUACCACGACAAAAAUUAAAGAUGACUCUUCCAAGCCUUAAACUUAACCUAUCAGAUAGAAGAAUAACUUUGUUAGCAGACUUUAUGAACAACCUGCCUGUGCCACAUAUUUUGCGUCCUGAAGAUCGGGAAUUUGGAGAUGUCCUUGAUGGAAGUGUUCAUUCAUCAGCUACUAUAGGAUUUCCUGUGAACCUUAAAGAAGUUCAUCUGGAUCCUACUACUCCAGAACUUAGACAUAUGAAGAAUCUGCUUAGUAGAGUUUCCGAAAAUGUGCAAGUAGAAAGAGGCAUUAGUGAGUCCCCACCACGAAUUGGAAAGUAUUUCUCAGUAUCUGAUCAUUCUGAUGAAGAAACUGAAGAAUGGGCAAGAACUGUUGAUUUACCAGGUUUUGAAGAUAACAUGUCAGCUAGUAACACCAUUCAUGUGCUGCUGCAGCUGUGGAUUGGAGAGGUAGUGUUGCAUUUGGCACGAUCUAGUGACCAUGUCGACAAGCCAUACUUGAUGUUGAGAAUAGAGAAGCUACGCACAGAAUUUGCUUUUAUGGACUAUGGGCCUGCAAUUCAAGCAAGUCUUGGUGGAAUCCAACUAGUUGACAAACUACAUACAGGCUCUUCUGGUGAAUAUAUGGAACUAAUUAGAUCAAAACAGAAAAGUGAUAUGAUCACAGUACUCUACAGAAAGGUUAAAGCUAACUGCCCUGAGUUUAAAAGCCACUUUCAUCAAGUGGAACACUCCUUAGUAGUCAGCCUUACAGCUAUUUCUGUGACAUUUCACCGAGAAGCCUUUAUAACACUAUGGCGGUUUAUACCAUAUGUUAUCACCAAAAUCCAACCUAAAAAUCAGCUUAGUGCAUCCUUAUUCUCUUCAGUGGUUCCAGAUACUACAUCUCUUAUACUAUAUGCCCAAAAUGAUCCUCCUGUUCCUCCUGGUUCAACCAAGUUUGGAAUAUCUGCACGUAUUGAUGAAGUACGAGUCAAACUGUGUGACACUGAUAUGGAAUUGAUUGAACUUAAAAUUGCAG
Molecule: messenger RNA, 3371 nt
Organism: Limulus polyphemus (Atlantic horseshoe crab)
Lineage: Eukaryota; Metazoa; Arthropoda; Merostomata; Xiphosura; Limulidae
Product: vacuolar protein sorting-associated protein 13A-like
Exons: 25
Biological process (GO): protein targeting to vacuole; protein retention in Golgi apparatus
Cellular component (GO): extrinsic component of membrane
Source: RefSeq, a predicted model, not a curated record